AUGUAUACCGCCGAUAUCGGGGAAUACAAAUGUCGGAUAGACUUCCGGAAGGGCCGGACUCAGUAUCGGAGCGUCCAAUUAGACGUAAUCGUGCCUCCAAGAGAAGUGAUAAUAAUGGAUGAAUACGGGCAGCGAUUGCGUGAUCCGGUCGGACCAUUCAAUGAAGGGGCGCACCUGACUGUGAUCUGUGAGGCCGAGGGAGGCAAACCGCGUCCAAGCAUUCACUGGUAUAAAGACAGUACACUAUUGGACGACUCCUGGAUAGUGACCCCACAGGGAAUCGUACGAAACGAGUUGAGUAUAACACGUCUGUUACGUACGGAUCACAAGUCUAUCCUCACGUGUCGGGCCAACAGCUCUAAUCUUUCCCGACCAGUCUCUGCCAGCAUUGCAUUAGAGCUCAAUUGUAAUACACUAUUGGACGACUCCUGGAUAGUGACCCCACAGGGAAUCGUACGAAACGAGUUGAGUAUAACACGUCUGUUACGUACGGAUCACAAGUCUAUCCUCACGUGUCGGGCCAACAGCUCUAAUCUUUCCCGACCAGUCUCUGCCAGCAUUGCAUUAGAGCUCAAUUGUAAAGCAAAAAAAAAUACACCACGUUUAACCGUAUCGUUCGGCGCGUCCAUACAUCACGAUCAGGUCCGGGAGGGCUCUAACGUGUCGUUCGUGUGUCACGUGACGGCCAACCCUCCCGUCUCGGAGAUCGGCUGG
Molecule: messenger RNA, 714 nt
Organism: Medioppia subpectinata
Lineage: Eukaryota; Metazoa; Arthropoda; Arachnida; Sarcoptiformes; Oppiidae
Source: the annotation of a GenBank genome assembly